CUUUAUGCCCACACGCACCGGCUAAUUGGUGGUCUUUUAUGUCAGACCAUUCUUUUUUUCCUCCGUCUCCCUCUCUCUCAUCCUCUGGAUCUGAAUGGAGUGAGAAAAUGAAUGGCCAGAUGCAGUGCCUGUCUCUCUAGCUAGUCUCUUCUCUUUUCCUUUCUUUCUGUCGGGUUUGUUCUUCUAUUGCCCUCUAAUUAUAGAAAAUUGAUUCUCUUUUUUCCCCAAUUGUAUCUGUCUUUCUUCUAAACUCUUGCUUUUGCUAUUCGCAAGCACUAUUUUUAGAAACCCUUCUUUUCAUUAUUUUAACAUCUAUCAUCGACCAUUCCUUCUUCUGUUUAUCAUUUGUAUGCUGGUUUAUUCUGUGUGUUCUUACGUACUGGUGAUCAUUUUAAUUGGUAUUAUUCUGAUAAAUAUUAAACAUGGCGAGGGAGAAGAUUCAGAUCAAGAAAAUCGAGAACGCCACUGCCCGGCAGGUCACUUUCUCCAAAAGAAGAAGAGGGCUCUUCAAGAAAGCAGAAGAACUGUCAGUUCUUUGUGAUGCUGAUGUUGCUCUCAUCAUCUUCUCCUCCACUGACAAGCUCUUUGAGUAUGCAAGCUCCAGUAUGAAGGAAAUACUUGAGAGGCAUAACCUGCACUCGAAAAACCUUGGAAAGAUGGAACAACCAUCUCUUGAGUUGCAGCUGGUCGAGGACAGAAAUCACUCUACACUACGCAAAGAAAUUGCUGAGAAAAGCCAUCAACUAAGGCGCUUGAGAGGGGAGGAGCUGCAAGGUUUAAGUAUUGAAGAGUUGCAGCAUCUGGAGAGUUCACUUGAAGCCGGAUUAAAUCGUGUGAUAGAGAAAAAGGGUGAGAAAAUAAAGAAAGAGAUCAACCAACUCCAAGAAAAGGGAAUGCAACUCGUGGAAGAGAAUGAGCGCUUAAGACAGCAGGUGAUAGAGAUAUCAAAUGGGCGCAAAAACUUGACAUCAACUGAUUUAGAGAACAUAAUCUACGAGGAAGGGCAGUCAUUGGAGUCUGUCAAUAUCAACUGCAACUCGACUGGCCCUCCACAGGAUGAUGAUAGUUCAGAUAUUUCUCUCAAACUGGGGCUACCAUAUUCUGGUUGAAUCCGCAUGGCGGAUGUGUCAACUGUUACUGGACUUUCAUAAUCUCAAAACUAUGGAAAAAUUAACUGAUUAUUGAGAAUGUUGAAACCUAACACCAAACCUUUUAAGAUCAUUAUGAUCCUGUAACCCAGUAGAGAACAAUUGCUAGAUGUUCUCUAAAUAUUUUCCAGUGUCUGUAUUUAAAUUUACCAGACAUGUUUGUGUUCAGUAAAAGAGCUUCUACCUUGCACGAAUCUUCUUUACAGGGCUUCCGUUU
Molecule: messenger RNA, 1365 nt
Organism: Olea europaea var. sylvestris
Lineage: Eukaryota; Viridiplantae; Streptophyta; Magnoliopsida; Lamiales; Oleaceae
Product: MADS-box protein JOINTLESS-like
Exons: 8
Coding region: 423-1109 (228 amino acids)
Biological process (GO): positive regulation of transcription by RNA polymerase II
Cellular component (GO): nucleus
Molecular function (GO): DNA-binding transcription factor activity, RNA polymerase II-specific; protein dimerization activity; RNA polymerase II cis-regulatory region sequence-specific DNA binding
Source: RefSeq, a predicted model, not a curated record